UGGGGGGCGGGCGGGAGGCGGGGCGGCGAGGGGGCGGCGGGCCGGGCUCCCCGGGGGAGGCACCGGAAGGCGCCCGGCGCUGAUUCAUUGCAAUAAAUUGUUCCCGUCGCGGCGAGGCUCGGUCAUCGCCGCCUGAGCCGGAGCCGGGGCUGCAGCAGGAACCGGAGCUACCGGAGCGAGAGGAUGAAGAUGCAAGCCGAGGUGAUCCGCGAGGGCGAGCUGGAGAAGCGGAGCGACAGCCUUUUCCAGCUGUGGAAGAAGAAGCUGGUGGUGCUGACCAAGGACAGCCUCAGCCUCUUCCCCGACGGGCACAAGCGGGCCAAGGGCAAGGAGCUGGGCUUCGGCUCCAUCCUCAAGGUGGACUGCGUGGAGCGCACGGGCAAGUACAUCUACUUCACCAUCGUCACUAAGGACCGCAAGGAGAUUGACUUUCGGUGCCCGGACCAGAGCUGCUGGAACGCCUCGAUCACCAUGGCCCUCAUCGACUUCCAGAACAAGCGGGCCAUCCAGGACUUCAAGAGCCGCCAGGAGAUGGAGCAGGCGGCGGGUGCCCAGGAGCGGCGGCUGGCCCGGGCGCCCUGAGUCGCCGCCGCCCGCCCCGGCCGGCCCGGCCCCAAGAGCAUACCACUGGAUGAUAAAACCAGAUCAAGUGUCUUGGACUGAAAUGGGACAGGGUACCAAUGAAGGAAAGCAAAGAAGAGAGCUGGAAGCAGCUUGGUUUUCUCCAAGCCCGUUGAGGCUGCUGAGCAAAGAGCCCUGAGCUUUGCCUGAGAUGCAUUUAAAGAAAAACCAAAGACUUUCAUAAAGGACUUCUAGCAAAGCGUCCACGUGUUUUAAGUGGCACGGCUUUGCGAACGAUUAUCUUCUAUUUAUGAGACGCGAGGAAGAUUCAACAUUGACUGGUGGUGUUAAGCGCAAUUUAAAUUAUUUGUAGUAUCUAUAUUUGUAUUUAUUUUGAAGAAUGUCUUUCAGCAGUUACUGGUCUUAAUAUUGCUUUUGCAUUAAUAUGUCCAUUCCAAAUAAAUUACUUGAAAUGUUCACUUUUUA
Molecule: messenger RNA, 1047 nt
Organism: Strigops habroptila (Kakapo)
Lineage: Eukaryota; Metazoa; Chordata; Aves; Psittaciformes; Psittacidae
Gene: PHLDA2
Product: pleckstrin homology like domain family A member 2
Exons: 2
Coding region: 184-582 (132 amino acids)
Biological process (GO): positive regulation of apoptotic process
Molecular function (GO): phosphatidylinositol phosphate binding
Source: RefSeq, a predicted model, not a curated record